This is a messenger RNA of Orbicella faveolata, 524 nucleotides long. Its product is annotated as ubiquitin-like protein NEDD8. Gene Ontology annotation, molecular function: protein binding. The record is from RefSeq and is a predicted model, not a curated record. NCBI's taxonomy places the organism in Eukaryota, Metazoa, Cnidaria, Anthozoa, Scleractinia, Merulinidae.
CGAUCAGUGUGUACAAGUAGCCGUCUGAUUUCAAGUCGAUCUUUAGGGAAAUUUCGCCCUUUUGAACGCCAAAUUAAGGAACUAGUUUUCAGCAUGCUUAUCAAAGUGAAGACCUUAACUGGAAAGGAGAUUGAGAUUGACAUUGAACCUACAGACAAGGUUGAAAGAAUAAAAGAAAGAGUUGAAGAAAAGGAAGGAAUCCCUCCCCCACAGCAGAGGUUGAUAUUUAGUGGAAAGCAAAUGAAUGAUGACAAAACCGCUGCAGACUACAAGAUCCAAGGUGGAUCUGUUCUUCAUCUUGUCCUCGCCCUGAGGGGGGGCUUUUUGUAACAAAAGAAUUAGUAUUAAUUACCUGUCAAGUACCGUCAUUGUGCAGUGCUGUUAGUGAUAGAAUGCUGUAGUUGUGUUUCUUGUAGGAAGGCUGGAAUGUAAAAUAAGUACAAGAAAAUCCAUGUCCUUUUUUCCACACCUAAGUGUUGUAUUUACUUUUGACCAGUUUUUAUGAAAUAAAAUAUGUGCAUGGA